UGAGCGCCUGCUGGUGAGCCGUCCUCUUCGACUGCUGUUCAUUUACACACGAAGCUCUUCGCAUUCAAUGUUUUUUUCUUAAUACUAGUUUAAAUAUAUUUGGUCGUUAUUUGUGUGUAUUACUGUGGAACGAUAUGUUGGAGAACGGCAGAAAGGUGUUAAAAGAAGGUCUUCUGGAGAAACGCAGCGACGGUCUGCUCCAGCUGUGGAAGAAGAAACACUGUGUGUUGACUGAAGAUGGAAUGCUGCUUAACCCACCGAAACAGCACGACCACCCGCAUCACCAACACCACUAUCACCACACGGUUAAAGUGAAGGAGCUACACUUUGCCAACAUGAAGACCGUGGACUGCGUCGAGAGAAAGGGAAAGUACAUCUACUUCACAGUUGUUAUGUCGGAAGGCAAGGAGAUCGAUUUUAGGUGUCCACAGGACGAAGGCUGGAAUGCUGAGAUAACUUUGCAGAUGGUACAAUACAAAAACCGACAGGCUAUUCUCGCGGUGAAAUCCACGAGACAGAAACAACAGCUGCUUGUGGUUCAGCUCCCUGGUCAAAAAAUGCUGAGAAACUCGCAUAACGCUGCAUGAGCGACCCAUAGAACAUAGCGGUUAAAUGGACACGCACUGACUCGUUGCAGACUCUCCCAGGCUCCUGAGUUCCACACACUGUUCUACAGACACCUCUGCAUCGGCAUAUUUCCCUGGACCAGAGAUCUCUAAUCUAGAACAUCACACCAGACAGAGAUGUUCUCAAUAUGAGAGCAGGUUCCAUGAUGUCCUGCUUCCAGCUUUUUUUUAAUUAUUAUUUAUUUACUUAUUUAUUUAUUUAUUUGUUUGUAGAUUUUGUCAGAUGAUUUUACAUUUUUGAAUGUUCUGAUAAAUCAGGCUAUGAAGGCUUGCAUACAGUUGCUGAAUUAUCCUGAAAUUAUGUAAACUGCUUAUAUCCUUCCAUACUUUCCAUCCUUCCAUACACUUAAACAUUUAAGAUCAUCAAACAAAUUUAAAUAUUAGACAAAGAUAACGCAGUUUU
Molecule: messenger RNA, 1029 nt
Organism: Electrophorus electricus (electric eel)
Lineage: Eukaryota; Metazoa; Chordata; Actinopteri; Gymnotiformes; Gymnotidae
Gene: phlda1
Product: pleckstrin homology-like domain, family A, member 1
Biological process (GO): positive regulation of apoptotic process
Molecular function (GO): phosphatidylinositol phosphate binding
Source: RefSeq, a predicted model, not a curated record